Molecule: messenger RNA, 3487 nt
Organism: Pelodiscus sinensis (Chinese soft-shelled turtle)
Lineage: Eukaryota; Metazoa; Chordata; Testudines; Trionychidae
Gene: UBIAD1
Product: UbiA prenyltransferase domain containing 1
Biological process (GO): vitamin K biosynthetic process; menaquinone biosynthetic process
Cellular component (GO): endoplasmic reticulum; Golgi membrane
Molecular function (GO): prenyltransferase activity
Source: RefSeq, a predicted model, not a curated record
GGUGCACACGUAGCACCUCCGGGUGGUUGCCGUGGUCCCGAGUGCCCGGCCUGCUCGUGAGCGGAGAGGCCUGUCGGGGACCUGGCUCUGCAACAGGCGAGGGGGCCCUGGAGCCACCCUAAGCCCCGUCUCUGUCCAGCACCUUCUCUUGAAGCAGCUGCGUGAAGAGCAUGGAGUCUGAGGAUCAGACAGAGAAGAUUAGCAUCAGUGCUGAGAGCCCUAGAAGUGUUGACCUGGGGGAGCUGGGUGUAGGGCUGCUAAGCUCUGAGAAGAGCCAUCCAGGCACCUGGAGGCAGAAAUGUGCAGCCUAUGUCCUGGCCCUGCGGCCCUGGAGCUUCAGUGCCUCUCUGACUCCUGUAGCUCUGGGCAGUGCCCUAGCCUAUCGGUCCCAAGGAUCCCUAGACCCAGGGCUGCUAGUGGGCAGUGCAGUGGCUGUCCUGGCAGUGCAUGGAGCAGGCAACUUGGUUAAUACCUACUAUGACUUCUCAAAGGGUAUUGACCACAAGAAGAGUGAUGACCGGACAUUGGUGGACCAGAUCUUGGAGCCUCAGGAUGUGGUUCGAUUUGGGGUCUUCCUCUAUACUCUGGGCUGUGUCUGUGCUGCCUGCCUCUACUGUCUCUCUACUCUCAAGCUGGAGCACCUGGCCCUGAUUUACUUUGGUGGACUUUCCAGCUCUUUCCUUUAUACUGGAGGAAUUGGAUUUAAAUAUGUUGCACUUGGCGACUUGGUGAUCCUCAUCACGUUUGGACCCCUGGCUGUUAUGUUUGCCCAUGCCGUGCAGGUUGGCUAUCUGUCUGUCUCACCGCUGCUCUAUGCUAUCCCACUAGCCCUCAGCACGGAGGCCAUCCUGCACAGCAACAACACUCGGGACAUGGAAUCUGACCAGCAAGCAGGCAUUGUCACCCUGGCUAUCCUCAUUGGCCCCAUGUUCUCCUACAUGCUCUACAACACACUACUCUUCCUGCCCUACCUGAUUUUUUGUGUCUUGGCCACACGCUAUACCAUCAGCAUGGCACUACCACUACUUACCAUUCCUAUGGCCUUUUCGCUGGAGAGGCAGUUCCGGAGCCAGAGUUUCAGCAAACUUCCCCAGCGGACAGCCAAGCUCAAUCUCUUGCUGGGGCUCUUCUAUGUUUUUGGUAUUCUGCUGGCACCACCAGGCACACUGCCCAAACUGUAACAGCUAGCGCUGCCUCGUGGCUUCAGUGUUAAUGGCAGAUCUCAGUUGGAAGUCGGAGGUUUGUUGUGGAUGGUGGCCAGAGCAAGAAGGCUAGCUCAAGGCAGUGACCCCAUGUGAAUAUUGUGGACUUUGGUCUUGUUGAGAUAAACGGUUUCUCUCGUACUAGAGACUUCUAAUGGUGUCUUGGAGAAGAGUUGAAUUGACAACAUGGGUCUUGUUUUCUCUUGGUGCUUAUUGCAGUUCACCCUGAGAGCAGACAGAUGUUUCAAGGACUUGCUGCUGCUGUCAUUGAAUUCAAAGGGACUUAACUUCAAUGAGAGCAGGGCUGAGCUUCAAGUUUGAACUCUUCCUUCCCCUCCCAGGCACAUUGAACCUUGAUCUGUGAGUCAUCCCCUCCCAACAUGAAGCAAAGAUUCAGUAGCUCCACUUCUACACUGUGCCACAUGCAAAUUGCCACUCAAAGCUUUAACUUGGUCAGCAUUGCAAUAAAGCAGAUGCUGUUACUUCACUCCCUUCAUUAUAAAUCUUCAUCUCCACCACCCGGACUGUUUUCUCCCCCUUCCCCCCCCCCCCCAAUUUCUGCUUAAUCUUGAUCUUGUAUUUCCUAGUCUCAUAGCAAUGUGAAAUAGGGCAUGUGUAUCCAUCCAGAACUGCUGAUUUAUGGAAGACAGCAGUUUCUCAUGCUCCCACUGCCAGAUCUGCCAGUGCCUUUCUACCUAGGCAUUUCUAAAGUAUCCAUUGCUGUGGUAUAUAGGUGCUGAAAUGGAAUAUAACUGCUCCAUUGCACUGAGCUUUAAGCCAAAAGUGAACUUCCACUCCCUCUUUAAGUAGCUAGGGGUCAGAAGUGCAAGUUAUGCAGCUAAGAAGCUUAUAAACACUUGGUGAGAUGAAAAGUUCUCUUCUUGAUGUUAUGUUAGUCCCGUGCUCAGACCCUUCUGCCUAAGAUGAAAAAGUCUUGGUGUUUAAACCCCUCCCCCCAAAACUGUCAGGCAGGGUAACAAAGCUCUGUAGACAGUUGGAUAUUGACUAACAGACACAUGUUGUAGUUGCAAGUCUCUAGUAGCAAAGUGUUUUUUGUCAUUCUCCAUAUCUGUCAUCUACUUAAAGUUGCUUGUCAUCCUAUUGUAAGGCAAGCUGGAGGCAGCAAGGGAGAAUGAUGGGGGCAUUGCAGGAAGGAGUCUAAAUUUCUGCAGUGACUUUGUACAGAAAUCAGGAGAGUACAUUAUUCUUGCUGAUAGAUUCUUCUUCUUGCUGAUAGAUUCUUCUUCUCUUUUCCAGUGUGGGGGGGAGCAAUGUUUUGAUGAUGCUCCAGUGAUUCACUGGUCAGUUUUGAAGUUCUAGAUCACUCUGUAGGAUUGUGUCCUUCUAGAUAUUCUACUUGCAUAUUGUGCCACUUCCACCCCUGUUGUCCUGUAACGGUACUAAUGUAGCCCUUUGCAUGAAUGUUAUUUUACACAACAUAUAAUGAUAUGAAACACACAGUGCCAAGUACAGCUUGGAGACACUCUAUUGAUUUUAUUAAGGCACAACAGAGUGUAUUUGACUCUCACAUUUUCCCAUGGUCACUGAACCCUGUUCUUCAUUGGGAAAUAUUAUUUGUUCUCUGCGUGAAAUGGCAAGUGUUGAUGUAAAGACUUCCUUGAACUGUCCAGAUUGAAUUGAUCUGGACCUUGUUCUACAACUCAGUGUCCAGGAGCACAGUGUCCCUGAGCCAGAGAGGAGAGUGUUAACCAGUGCCCCAUAGCUUUUAGUUGCAAUCAGUAAAGCCCAGCAGGCAGUGCAGCAUUGCAUCUCCACAUCUGGUGUGUUACAGCAAUGAGAGGUUAUUCAGUUGAGAACAAUGGCUGCUGUUCAGUGCUGCAUGCAAUGGAGGCAUUAUGACAACUAUAAAAUGGAACCAGCACAGAGAUGUCUGUAGAGGUGGCAUUCAAAUGCUUUUGGGUGAAUUAGCUCCUAGUUGUGAUAGCUUCACAGCUGGACUCUCCUACUCAGAAGCAAUCUCAGCAAGCUGGUGACAGCCUUGGAUUCAGUUAUUGAAACAGGGUGAUGCUACAUUUAGCAAUACUUUUUCUGGGCAAAUGUACACUUCCUUAUUUUGGUGCUGGCAUACAGCUCCAGUGAUAUGGAGAUGAGGCUUUGUCAGAAAGCCACCUCUGUGUUCUGACAAGCAAAUAUUCUUUCAGACUGAGGAGAAGUGAUGGUGAAACAAACCCCAGUGGUAGAGAGCUGUUUCCUAAUAGAGCCCAGAUCUGUGCUCCUGCAAAGUGGAACGGGUAGAUCAGAUUAAUCCCAGAGUUGUAUUGUUU